CUUGGGUGAUUACUGUCAUUUCAUUCUUGCCUAACCCCCUACCAACCUCUCACACCCCCAACACACCUGUCUAACAACCAACACACCUGUCUCACUAACACCCAACACAGCUGGCUAAACCACUACCUACCUGUAUAACCACCUACCAUUUUAUCCAGUCCCUUGACACACCUGUGUAAGUCCCACCUACCUGGCUAUAAGAACUUGUUUAAUCAUUUCAGCUUUGCACAGAACAACAACCUAAGAAAAGGAUCUUCUCCCAUCAUGCCUCGGGUGUCGUUCGCCCCUCCCUCACUGUGCUUCACCUUCCUCGCUCUGCUGGACCGCCUCCUCCCCUCUCUUCCCCCCACCGUCCGAGAUGUGGACGUGCCCCCUCUGUUUCGGGAGCGCUUCAUCCUGUCUGGUUACCGUCCUGUGGGCCUGUCGUGGCGUUGUUACGUCCUCAGCCUCUUCCAAAUACACAACGAGACUCUGAACGUGUGGAGCCACCUGGUGGCUGCUGUCUGCGUGGCACUGAGGUUCAUAAUGUUCACCAUCCUGCAAGGAGGGGGGAUCCUGGGUUUUCGGUUGCAGGGUCCUGAAGGUCAGGGGUUUUCUGUGGAUGUUUCCUCGCUGCCUUUGGUCCUCUAUGUUUUUUCUGCCAUCACGUACCUGAGCUGCAGUGCUGCGGCUCACCUGUUGCAGUCCCACUCAGAGCACGCUCAUUAUUCCCUGUUUUUCCUGGACUACGUGGGUGUUGCGGUCUACCAGUACGGCUGCGCUCUGGCUCUGUGCCUGUACAGUUCUGACACCGCCUGGACACAAAGCAUGGUGGGACAGGUCUUCCUCCCAGCCGCUGCCCUCCUUGCCUGGAUAUCCUGCACCACCUGCUGUUAUGCGAAGCUUCGUUUCCGGCGGCCGUACCCGCUUCACAGGAAGCUCUGCCAGGUGCUGCCUAUGGGCGUGGCCUACCUGCUGGACAUCAGCCCCAUCGCACAUCGCCUUGCCACCCAGAGUUGGACAAGCAACUCUGCACUGACACUGCACUUCAUGCAGGUGGUGCUGUUUCUGCUGUCAGCUUUCUUUUUCUCUUGCCCCAUUCCCGAGCGCUUCUCCUCAGGACGCUAUGACAUUGUCGGUCACAGCCACCAGCUCUUCCACAUUCUGCUGUCCUUCUGCACACUGGCCCAGCAGGAGGCGCUGUUCCACGACUUUCUUUGGCGACGCCCAGCACUGGUCAGGGAGUUUGGACAGGAGCACCUCCUGCUGGCCUGCACCUCAUUCCCCUGCCUGACACUCUGCUGCAUGAUGACAGCACUCACCAUGAGGAGGCGAGCUCAAGCUCAGUUUACAAAAGAGCAAAGAUAGAAGAAGAAGAAGAAGAAGAAGAAGAAGAAGAAGAAGAAGAAGGAGGAGGAG
Molecule: messenger RNA, 1398 nt
Organism: Epinephelus fuscoguttatus (brown-marbled grouper)
Lineage: Eukaryota; Metazoa; Chordata; Actinopteri; Perciformes; Serranidae
Product: membrane progestin receptor beta-like
Exons: 5
Coding region: 265-1347 (360 amino acids)
Biological process (GO): response to steroid hormone
Cellular component (GO): plasma membrane
Molecular function (GO): steroid binding; nuclear steroid receptor activity
Source: RefSeq, a predicted model, not a curated record